This is a messenger RNA of Pelmatolapia mariae (spotted tilapia), 1475 nucleotides long. It is a transcript of the gene sstr5, whose product is annotated as somatostatin-like receptor F_48D10.1. The record is from RefSeq and is a predicted model, not a curated record. The transcript is spliced from 5 exons. Gene Ontology annotation, molecular function: somatostatin receptor activity; neuropeptide binding. Gene Ontology annotation, cellular component: plasma membrane; neuron projection. Lineage: Eukaryota; Metazoa; Chordata; Actinopteri; Cichliformes; Cichlidae. Bases 1 to 1335 code for a protein of 444 amino acids. Gene Ontology annotation, biological process: neuropeptide signaling pathway; cellular response to glucocorticoid stimulus; regulation of insulin secretion.
AUGGAGCAACAAGACCAAAACCUCUGGUAUCCCUUUUCAUCCGAGCUCAACUCCUCUACAUCCUCACCUGUCCUCUUCUCUUAUCCUCGCCUUUUCAACAUCUCCUCCAACAUUUCCACUCAGAGUGUCCCCUUUCAGGGCAGCAGCACUCUGAUGACCGCAGUCAUAUCCCUCACAGUCUUCGUGGUGGGUCUGACCGGCAAUACUUUGGCGAUCUAUGUGGUGCUGCGCUAUGCCAAAAUGAAAACAGUCACCAAUAUCUACAUCCUGAACCUGGCUGUGGCUGAUGAGCUGUACAUCGUCGGGCUCCCCUUUCUUACCACACAGAAUGUACUCUCCUAUUGGCCCUUUGGCUCUUUCCUGUGCCGCGUGGUCAUGACUGCAGACUCCAUGAACCAGUUUACGUCUAUCUUCUGUCUCACAGUAAUGUCCAUCGACCGUUACCUGGCUGUGGUUCAUCCAAUCCGCAGCACCAAGUGGAGACACCCCCGCAUAGCGAAGGUAGUGAGCGCAGCUGUGUGGGCCGUUUCCUUUGUGGUGGUCCUGCCAGUGGUCAUCUUCUCUGAUGUGCAGGAUACAUUUAACUCCUGCAACAUGAUCUGGCCAGAGCCGAAGGAUGUGUGGUCAACAGCCUUCAUUCUCUACACUGCCACAGUGGGUUUCUUUGGACCACUGCUCAUCAUUUGCCUCUGUUACCUUCUUAUUGUCAUCAAGGUGAAGUCCUCUGGGGCACGGGUUGGGUUCUCUAAACGCCGACGCUCAGAGCGCAAAGUGACCCGAAUGGUGGUGGUGAUUGUGGUGGUGUUUGUGCUCUGCUGGCUGCCGUUCUUCAUCAUCAAUAUGGUCAAUCUGGUGGUCAUCAUCCCAGAGUCCAGUGCCACUGCUGGCAUCUACUUCUUUGCUGUCAUCUUGUCUUAUGCCAACUCAUGUGCCAAUCCGUUUCUCUAUGGUUUCCUAUCAGACAACUUUAAACAGAGCUUCAGAAAAGUGCUGUGUGUGAGGACCAUGAGGUGCGUUGCCAAUGGUGUAGAUGAUGGUGACCCCAGUGCCCCGCGCACUGAGAAAACCACAGCACAAGACUGCAUCCUGCUGUCCCCGCGUAACCAGGUCUAUCACGAUCCCCAGAGCAGCCAGAUCUCACCUCACCCGCCGGGCUCACCAACGACUCACACUGCAGCAGACCUGCACCGCUCCACCCCUGCAUGUAAGUUUCAGUCCACUUACCCAGGAACCGGACUGGCCACUACCACAGCAGCCUCGAUGCUAAACUCUGUUGUAACUGCAGCUGAACCUCCCACAGUCACUGCCCUGACCACUAGCUCCUCCUCUGGUUAAUUAGGGCCACAUGAACAGUAGCAGACAAACUCACAGAUGAACUGAGAAGGAAAAACAUAUUUUAAGACUACAGAGGAGGAAGCCGAAGUUGGAUUAAGUGAUCAAAGUGGCAAAAUCGAUGCUUUUCUGCCUUUUUGUCA